AUGGCAUCUUACCAGUCGUCGCUGGUAGCAAGCCUGCUACCUGGUCUUCUUUCUUCGGCUGUCUCCCCGUCAAGUUCAUCCACAUUCGCGACUUCUUCUUUCCAUCACCUUUUCGUUGCGCCAUCAAAUUCCACAUCAGAAACUCCUCAUGACCACGAUGGAAAUAAUGGGGGAGGCAUGCAUGAAUGGUCAUCGCUGAUUGGUAUUAUCACGGCGUUAUGCGGCAAUGUUUUGAUUUCAUUAGCUCUCAAUAUCCAACGCUACGCGCACAUUCGGAUCGCAAGAGAAUGGGAACAGGAUAAGAAUCGCAACGGGAAUUUCGGAAACAACGGGACGCCCCUCGGGUCGAGGGGGAGGUCCCAGAAUCAAUAUCGAGACUCUGAGCAGAAUGAUUUCGAACCUUAUCGUGACGAUGAUGGCGACGACACCGAGGGCACAAACAUUGGUACGAUUUCUCGAACCACUAGCACCGGAAGCAAGGAUGGCGCAGACGGUCGCAAAUCCUACCUCAAGUCUCCGUACUGGUGGGUUGGAAUCGUGCUCAUGGUUGUGGGGGAAAUGGGUAAUUUCAUGGCCUACGGCUUUGCACCAGCGUCGAUUGUCUCGCCAUUAGGAGUUGUGGCCUUGAUAUCUAAUUGCAUUAUUGCGCCAUGCUUGCUAAAGGAGCAAUUUCGCAAGCGAGAUCUCUGGGGCGUGCUCGUCUCUAUUGCUGGUGCCGUCGUUGUGGUUCUCAGUGCUAAAUCGUCCGAAGAACAAAUUGGACCUCAUGAAAUUUGGGUGAACAUCACCAGAUGGGAGUUCCUGCUCUAUCUAGCAUUGACCACAUCGUUGAUUAUCGGCCUCAUGUGGGCAAGUCACAAGUAUGGCUCGCGAUCGAUUCUUAUCGACGUUGGACUCGUUGCAUUAUUUGGCGGAUACACGGCUCUUUCGACGAAGGGUGUCUCUUCGCUUCUGUCUGGCACAUUGUGGCAUGUUAUCACAUUCCCUAUUACCUAUCUGCUUGUCUUCGUCCUUGUAUUUAGUGCUUUGAUGCAAGUCCGUUACAUCAAUCGUGCCCUGCAACGCUUCGAUUCCACCCAGGUGAUUCCGACGCAGUUUGUUCUCUUCACUCUCGCUGUCAUCGUCGGAAGUGCGGUCCUUUACCGUGAUUUUGAGUCGAUGACGGCCGAGCGCGGAACUAAAUUUGUUGGUGGAUGUCUGUUGACUUUCCUCGGGGUUUACUUCAUCACGAGCGGCAGAGUCCGCGCUGACGAUGAGUCGUCAUUUUCAUCAGACGAGGAGGGGUCCAUUGGUUUACUCAAUGGUGAGAGGUAUCAUGACAGAAUUGAGUUGUCUCCACCUGCCCAUCAGCCGAAGACAUCACACGUUUCCACAGAAGCACAAUAUGACGUUCCACAGUCCCCAAGGGGCUCCAUAUUGAGCCAAGGCACUGCUGAAGACGAUGAUCAGUCUACACCUAGAGGUAUUCUUUCUGCCGCGCCCUCUUCGCCUCAUGGAUCUUUAACUGGUGCAUCUCCUCUGUCUGCUCCAUCGUUUGACUUCACUUCACCAUUGCGGCCCCCCUCUCGCAUGUCUAACCCAUGGGCAGAUAUCCGCCCUGUUACUCCUCCCGGGCAUGAAGACGAGGCAAUGCAAUCCUCAACAGUUCUUCUGCGUUUCCCUCCUGCACCUGGCCCCGAAGAAGCAACAGGAGCCAAUGGAAAUGUCGGUGCCGUACGACGUGCUUCAACACCCCCGCUUUUAAAUCAGGCCAACCAAUCUAUCCACAAUGAGGCUCCCCCUGAAACAACAUCGCGGCGCGCUUUGCGCAACUCUAUCUCUCAUCGUUUCUCUCCUGGACCUCUGCUUCCCGCACUUUCCGGUGGCUUCAGCGCGGUGGUCGCUGAUUCUAUCCGUCGUGGUGACGGUAGUCCUCUCAAGGAUCGGCCAAGGCGGAGAUUAGGACGUCGGCGCCAACUCGAUGGCGCUUUUGCAGAUACAUCCCUUGAGGGUCAUGGGGAUGCGGCGCUUUCACUUGCAACUGCUCGACUCCAGUCCGCCACCCUAGCGGACAGACCUGCGGAGACUGGAGAUCUCGCGACGGAAAUAAAUAACAUACCAGCACAACACAUCAAGGAGGAUGUGACCCAUCUUCGCAGCCUGAGUGACUCGUGGAAUGGGGGGCUUGCGUGGCUGGGUGGUGCUCUCCGCAAACCCCAGAAAACCCAAAGAGCCGACAGUGUUGCUGUCACUGGAACUCCAACACCAGAGAAUGAGACACAAUCCGAACCACACUACAACAUCGGCGACCAUGACGCCGAGGCUUCCUAG
This is a messenger RNA of Penicillium roqueforti, 2310 nucleotides long. Its product is annotated as DUF803 domain membrane protein. Gene Ontology annotation, cellular component: membrane. Gene Ontology annotation, biological process: magnesium ion transport. NCBI's taxonomy places the organism in Eukaryota, Fungi, Ascomycota, Eurotiomycetes, Eurotiales, Aspergillaceae. The transcript is spliced from 2 exons. Bases 1 to 2310 code for a protein of 769 amino acids. Gene Ontology annotation, molecular function: magnesium ion transmembrane transporter activity. The record is from RefSeq and is a predicted model, not a curated record.